Molecule: messenger RNA, 1455 nt
Organism: Dracunculus medinensis (Guinea worm)
Lineage: Eukaryota; Metazoa; Nematoda; Chromadorea; Rhabditida; Dracunculidae
Source: the annotation of a GenBank genome assembly
AUGGCAUUUUGGGAUCGUCGUUCCUCAGUUGCAAGUAUUAACUGUGGAGAUCGAUUGAAGUCUUCGACAUCUCCUCUAUUCGAUGUUGCGUUCAUUGUCGAUUCGUUAAAUUCAUUCAUACCGUCACUGGCUUUGACAGUUUCCGAUAUUACUUUACCUGUUUCAGAUAAGAUUUGUCAAAUUUAUGCUUCUGUCUCGCAGUUUAUCUUUGGCGUUCCUGAAAAUAUAUUCACAAUCCCGCCGUUUAAUGCAGCACCCGAUUCGGAUCCUGAAAUGUUUAGUAAAACUAUUCCGAAAUUGGUUAUUUACAAAGUAUUAUCGUCAUUAAUUGGAGAUUGCACGGCAGGCCUUGGUAAUUUUUCAUUAAAUGAUUUGCUGGGGCCUACAGAGCGUUCUGUUCGACAUAUCCUCACUCUGCUUAUUGAUUACAUUAUUUUUUUACAGGAGAUGAAUAAGCAAGUCGAUGCAGUUUUUGGAUUAGUUGAUGCAAAGAAAAAUGAGUUGACAGUACGGGAACGACAAAUAAUUUUAUUGGAAAAUGAAGUUGCUCAGGUGGAUACUAAUCUAAAGAAUCAGAAAGAAUUACAAGAUCAAGUUCGUGAAGAAAAACAGAUAAAUUCAAAAAAUUUCGAAGAAAUUUGUUCAGCCAAUGAAUUACUCAAACAACAGUGCAAGACUAAUACUACGCUAAUUACCGAAAGCGCCAUGAUGAUUGCAAGUUUUUUUUUAUUAAAUGAAAUGCAAAAAGAAUAUGAUUCGUUGAAUCUUCAAAACGAAAUUCUUAUUACCAACAUAGUAUCUUCGCCGGAUCGAUUGAAAAUUGAAGUUUCAACUUUGGAAAAGCAAUUAGCGAAACAUGAAGAAGAAAGGGAGAGUAAGGAGAAUGAAUAUGCAAAAUUAAUGGACAAGCAUAAAGUUUUGCUGCUAAAUGAGCAACUAAUUUGCAAACUAAUCAACAGAUUGAAAGGAUUGUCUUCUUCUGAGAGUGAUAUGUGCAACAAGUCAGAGAAAUUAAAUAAAUAUAAUAAGAAGGAUGCAGAGGACAAAAUAGAAUUGAAAUCAUUAGCAAUGUUAAUGAAAGAAGAAGAAAGUAAAACUUGGGAGGCUUUAAAAUCUUUCGACUGGAAACAUAAGGAAUAUUCUGGCCAAUUACGUCAUUAUCGAGAACUUUUAUCUACUACAGAAGAGCAAAUUAACGCGCAACGUGAAUGGUAUCAAAACAUCGACAUCGAGAAUAUGAAAUAUCAGCGAGAUUUGGCAAAAAUAAAAGAUGAACGUGCUACAUUUUAUCGAAGUGCAGAAAAUGAAUCACUGAAACUGGUAGUUCGACUAAAUGCAGCCGAUCAAAAGGUACGAGAAGAGGCAAAUCAAUGUUUUGAGGAAUUAAAAAGACUGCGGGAUAUCAUUGCGAUGAUUAAGGAGGCUUUUGAUAUCGCUGAUGAACAAUCAAAUUGA